UUUUGUGGGGAAGCUAAUCUCUGCAUAUAUAAACGAAACUGCCUCUAAUUUUUCUUGCUUUUCUGCUCCGCCACCACUAAAUUAGCACCCCUUGCGCCGACUUCUAGGAGCCCCUAUAUUUCUGCGCUCUCUCUCUCUCUCUCUCUCUCUCCACAUAUAUGGUAAAUUGGUAAUGUAUUAUACUCCUAGUUUUGAAACCUCGAAGCUCAAACCAAAUAGCUGGCUGGUGAAAGAUUGAGCUUUUAACCAAGAUUAAUUGUGGUAAGCAUUGGAUUAGCAAAAUCUUUUGGUGGAUUCAAGAAAAGCCAUCAUAGCUCACGUUGAGAAAAGGAGUAAAUAAUGCACCAAACAGGCAAAGGGAAAAGGGUAAAGAAAGGUAGAAAUCUUUGAAGAUAGAUACUAGGAAACAUCCCGAGAAAAGAUUGUAUCUUUUGGGGGAUGUAAAGUUUCUGGCAGAUUUUAUUUGGAGUUUAUAUUGGUGGGAUUUCUUUCAACCAUGGACCUUUUUCAAUAGCAUUAAGCUGCUAGAGUUUCAGAGAAAGUUCUGUUUUUCCACAAUGCCUCUUUCAGAGUUUUUGAGAAUGGCUAGAGGAAAACUUGAAUCUGGCCAUCAGAAACCGGCUCCGGCCGAUAUCUCAUCUAGGCCUGGGAAUGAACUAGUUGAACUAGUUUGGGAGAAUGGCCAGGUUGUGAUGCAAGGCCAGUCCAGUAGGGCUACAAGAAGCCCUACUCUUAACAAUUUAUUGUCGAACACGUCUAAAGCUCGUGAUGCUGCUACCGCUGCAAGGUAUGGGAAAUUUGGUGGAGUUGAUUCUAUCAUGAAUGAUAUGGUGCCAGUGGUACCCUCAGGGGACAUCGAUUUAGGUCAAGAUGAUGAGAUCGCUCCGUGGUUAAGUUAUCCCAUUGAUGAUGCUCUAGGGCAAGAUUAUGCUUCCGAGAUCUUACCUCAUAUAUCUAGUGUCACGGCUCAUGGAUCGUCUAUGCAGAAUAGCUUUGUAUCAGCGGACAAGAGAAGUAGUUGCGAACAGGCCGUUAAUAAUUCGCAGAGUGGGGCUAGUAAUGUGAAGGUCCCUUCUAGAUCUUCUUCUAAAGAUCGUCUUUUUGGUUCAUGGCUGCCUCAACAGCUUCGCCAGACAUCAGACGCCUUAGGAUCUGGUGUCACUGAUAAUUCGAGUGACCAUCUGGAUUCUGUAUUCGGUAAUCCAGGUCAAAGUAGAGAUACAGUUAAUGGCUCAGCUAGUACGGUGAUGGAUAGGCGUAGUAUUCCACCACCUGCUAAUUGUUCGAAUUUCCUGAACUUCUCCCAUUUCUCAAGACCAGCUGCUCUUGCCAAAGGAAGCCUCUCAAACUCUGAUGGGAUUCCUAUGUCAGUAUCAUCAGUUGUGGAGAGGGUUGAAACUAAGGAUAAAGCCAAUUGUAGUAAUCCAGUCAAAUCGAUACGCAUCGAGCAAGUUAAAAGCAUGCCAAAAGACAACGACUCCCAUGGUUCUUGUACGCUUCCCGUGGUAGGUUCUAGAGAGCAAGUGAUUAAGGAACCUCUGGAAAGAGCUGAUAAUUUAUUCAAAGAAACUUCCAUCAAGAACGACAAGCCUCUGAUUCUAAGUAAUAACGAAAGUUCAGCAAAAGGAGCCCCUGAUGGUGAGAGGAUUGUUGAGCCUAUGGUUGCUUCUUCUUCUGUGGGAUCUGGAAACAGUGCUGAUAGAGUUUCUUGCGAACAAACACAACAUUCUAAAAGAAAAUUCUGUGAUAUUGAGGAGUCCGAAUGCCGGAGUGAUGAUGUUGAAACUGAAUCUGUUGAUGCCAAGAAAGCAACUUGUCUACGAGGAUCUAAGAGAAGCCGAGCUGCAGAAGUGCAUAAUCUUUCUGAAAGGAGACGGAGAGAUAGGAUCAAUGAGAAGAUGCGUGCUUUACAAGAACUCAUACCAAAUUGCAAUAAGGUGGAUAAAGCUUCAAUGCUCGACGAAGCCAUUGAAUAUCUAAAGACCCUCCAACUACAAGUACAGAUUAUGUCCAUGAGUUCAGGGUUAUGUAUGCCUCCUCCGAUGAUGUUUCCGACAGGAAUGCAACACAUGCAUCCUGCUCAUGUUCCACAUUUCCAACCAAUGGGCAUUGGAGUGGGUAUGGGUAUGGCAUUUGGGAUGGGUAUGCCAGACAUGAAUGGUGGAUCCUCUGGCUGUCCUAUGUAUCCCGUUCCUCCCCUACAAGUACCGCACUUUUCUUCUCCAAUGCUGGGGCUCGCCAAUUUCCAGCGAAUGCCUGGCCAUAACCAUCCAGUAUUUGGGCAUCCUGGUCAAGCAUUUCCCAAUCCAGUCACAAAACCACCGUUCGUUCCUUUAGCUCCGCGCCCUCCUGUAACUUCUGCCAUGGGAUCAAGUGCUUUGAGGAAUGGAAGUAACAGUGAAAUUCUUAGUACAUCUCAAAUUAUGAAGUCCGGGGAUCCAGUGACGACCACGAAUUCACAGUCAAUGUGCAGUGCGGAAGCUAGGAGCUCAGUCCACAACAAAUCCAAUCAGCCUACAAAAGAAGUAGUAGAUCAAUGUGCUGCUGUGCAAGAUAACGAACGGGCCACAGAUGCGGGAUCUUCUGCAGCUCAUUUGUCUGCCACCACUACGGACAUUAACAAAGAACCAGGGUGCGAUUAGCAGGAGGCGUGGAAGUGUUGGCCGAAUGGCAUUCCCCUGUUGACGACGUCUUCCUCUGCUCGCCUGGUAGGACAUGAACUUAGGUAAAUGACCCGAGUUUUGUAGUGGUCGUCGAAUGAGCUACAUGACCUACAAAUUGCACAGGGUUGGAAAUAUUUUUUUCAGUACAAAGUCACACACACAUAUAUAUAUAUAUGUAUGUAUAUCUGUAACCCUCUGACAGUAUUGUAUAUUAAUUAAUCAGAAUUGAGUUUUGUGAGGGUUGAGCAGUGCCAGGAGUAGGUCUCUUGGUAAAUAAGGUGAUUACUGAUUAGAUACAUGUUUUAGCUGUGUUGAUACAGUUUCUGUUUUCGAAUUAUAAUUACAUAUAUACUUCUUCGAGAAGAAA
Messenger RNA from Salvia miltiorrhiza (redroot sage), 3030 nucleotides. Its product is annotated as transcription factor PIF3. Gene Ontology annotation, molecular function: DNA-binding transcription factor activity; protein dimerization activity. Lineage: Eukaryota; Viridiplantae; Streptophyta; Magnoliopsida; Lamiales; Lamiaceae. The record is from RefSeq and is a predicted model, not a curated record. Gene Ontology annotation, biological process: regulation of DNA-templated transcription.